UCCCGUAAAGAUUUGCUUUAAAAGCUCGCCCGUGAUGGGUUAGCAAAUCAGUUCUAGUCAUAGAUCUUAAUAUCUUCCAAGAUUUCCAAAAAAAAAAAAAAAAAAAAAUGUUCAAAUUUCUUGUCUUCAGCGCUAUUUUGGCUCUCGUUGUUGCCGACGACCUUGUUGUCAAGACUUAUCUGAACGAUGUACGCGCUGAUGGCUUUGAAACGAAUGUUGAAUUGGAACAUCACAGCCGUCAAAGUGCCAUCGGCGAUGAACAUGGCAACAUGAAGGGAGCCUACGAAUAUCUGACACCAGAGGGCGAACAUGUUAAGGUCACCUAUACAGCCGAUGAGAAUGGUUAUCAUCCCGAAAGUGCAUGGCUGCCUACACCACCACCAAUCCCAGAUUAUAUCUUGAAGGCCAUUGAAUACAUUAAAACUCAUUCGCAUUCGGAAUAAGGGGGCGCGGAAAAAAAUGGACUGGAAUUUUGAAGGUAGACAAAACUGU
Molecule: messenger RNA, 492 nt
Organism: Musca domestica (house fly)
Lineage: Eukaryota; Metazoa; Arthropoda; Insecta; Diptera; Muscidae
Product: larval cuticle protein 4-like
Exons: 2
Coding region: 108-443 (111 amino acids)
Cellular component (GO): chitin-based extracellular matrix
Molecular function (GO): structural constituent of chitin-based larval cuticle
Source: RefSeq, a predicted model, not a curated record